Messenger RNA from Anoplophora glabripennis (Asian longhorned beetle), 2639 nucleotides. RefSeq names its product transmembrane protein 135-like. The transcript is spliced from 8 exons. NCBI's taxonomy places the organism in Eukaryota, Metazoa, Arthropoda, Insecta, Coleoptera, Cerambycidae. Bases 191 to 1633 code for a protein of 480 amino acids. The record is from RefSeq and is a predicted model, not a curated record.
ACCAGUCUGUCAGUUGUUUUAACAGAAGUUUAUUUUUAUCAACAAAAACUUUAGUUUGUGAAAGUCGACUGUUCUUUAAACCUUCACUUUAAAAACUAGUUUCACAUAACGUUUUAGUUAUAACCAACAUGUGUAUUUUUUAAGUAAUCUAUUAAUUGUGCGGGUUAUAUUUAUAUAAAUUUUUGUGAAAAUGUCUCAAACUUUUAGUAAAAUAAUUCCAGUUACUUCAAGUAUUCCCACUAGUUGUAUGGAUUAUGUUCAUCCUUGGACAGAUAGUUGUCUGCAAGCAAUUUGUGGUUUAUAUCUUUAUUGCAUGUUCGAUUCCUUGAGGGUAUAUGGAACUGUAUAUGUGUUAACACUGUUAAUGAAAGGUAGGAUUCCAACAAAGGAUGAUAUUAAAAAGACUCUUUAUGGUAUUGUACAAUCUACAGCGUUUCUUAGUGGAACGGGAUUUGGAUAUUCACUAUUUUUGUGCACUUUGAGGCGACUAUUAGGACAUUUCAAUAUCUUAACAGUUUCAGCGAUGCCGGCAUUUCUGGCUAGUGUCUUUUCGAUUCUAAUAGAAAGGCCAAGCCGAAGAACGUUGUUGUGCUUAUAUGUUAGCAAUGUAGCUACAGAAACUGUAUGGAAUAUGGCUAGGUCGAGGAAUUGGGUGCAUAACGUAAAAUAUGGAGAUGUAGCAAUCUAUAGUAUUAGUAUGGCUCUGCUUUUAACCUAUUUUAAAGGCGGAUACCACAAGAAAUCUGACAGUAAAUCGGAUUCAAUGUUUCGGGUAUUAAGGUUUGUUGUGGGUCCUUACGAAGAAAAAGACUAUAGCACGAGAUCCAGUCAAGUGAACAGUUUUUAUAGGCAACAAGUACAAAACAAUCCCAAUGAUGGAUCAAGAAAUAGGUCUGGUAGUUGGCAGACAAGAAACCAAAAAAAUGUAGUCCUCCAUUUAGUUAACCAAAUGUUGCGUGUUUAUAAGAAAAUUGUAUAUAAAAUAAAGUGCUGUGAUAGACAUAUUGCCUGCCCACAUCCUUUCAGCUGUUUAUAUUAUACCAUGGAAGGCGCUGGCAAAAUGUUUAGUAUAGGAUUAGGGAUCCAGAUAUCUCUUAAGCUAGUCCUUAACAUGAAGAGGAUAUUUCAGUCUCCAAGAAACUUAAAGGGAAUUCUUUUUAAAAAGGAAAUAUUAAAUUUGGCCUCGUUUUUAGGGGUGUACUCAGGAAUAUUUAGGGCUUCGCUGUGUAUUCUAAGGCGGCUGAGAGGCAAGGAUAGUCCGUCCCAUGCGCUGCCUGCUGGAUUAGUAGCGGGGUUGGCUUUUACAAGGUAUCCAGACACGACUGUGGCUUUAUAUGUUAUGUGGAAAGCCGCACAGAUUACUUAUAAUCUGGGAAUCGACAAGGGUGUGUUUCCAAAAGUACCUGGUUUUACGGAAUUUUUGUACUGCUUUAGUACUGCUAUUCUCUUCCAUGCUGCUAUACUAGAACCAACCAAUUUAAGGCCGAGUUAUUGGAAAUUUUUACAUUCCAUUUCAGGAGGAAGAAUCGCUUGCAUGAGCAGAGCUCCAUUAGAUAUCUGGGGACUUAAUACUUCUGAAUCCUUAAAAAAAGUGCUAGCCCAAACCAAAACAGUUCCAGUAGUUUAUUUUUGAUGGUUCUAUCUUUGUAGGAGUUUAUUUUUUUACACAUUUGACUGUUUGUAGCUGAGGGGAACCAUGUGAUGCAAACAUAUUAGAGAAAUUUAAUGUUAAGGUGACUAAAUUGGUAUGAAAUGGAUGAUUAAAUUUAAACAAAUUUGAAGUCCAUUUAGUAUACAUUACAAAUAUUAUCCAAGACAAAACAUGAGAAAGUUCCAUCCGGAUCUUCUGUUUGUUACUUUUUUCUAUUGAAUAAUUUUCCACGACAUUUGCCGAUUCUGUUUUUGUACAAAUUUUGGGGUUUUUUAUCCCAGGGAGAUAGAUAAAUAGUAAUUCUGAUGGUAUGGGCUCGAUUUUCAAGAAAAAAUUGAUCAGUGAAAACCACAUGUUGCCUUCUUGAUUCGUUUAAAAAAUCCAAGUUAUUUUUUAUUUCCGGUAAUUUUUAAAAUUUUUCCUUUGAAAUUUUUUUUUUUUGAGAGGCUUAUUCAAUUAUUUUGCAGAAUCCGGUAGUAUACACAAUAUUUUUCUAUAACUUCUUGUUUUUUCUUUCAAAUGAUGUCUCAUGCAUGAUAUCUGCAUAUUAAUACAUUUUUUAAAUAUUUCUUUGGAAUUUAAUAGCUCCUGUAUACAAUAAAGUAGAUUGUAUCUGACAUCGAAGAAAAUCUCUGCCACACUAAUUGCAAUAAAUUUUAAAAAAAAUGUUCUAAAAAGAAAAUACAUAUUUUUAAAAAUAAAGCGGGGCUAAAUCGAAAAAUAUAUUGAGUUCUAUUUAAAAGAAUUUAAGUCUGGUUUAUAACUGGGAAACUGAAAAAUAUCACAUACAUCACUCGAUUCUUUAUGAAACAUUGAAUAAAAACUGACUGCAUGAAUAGAAAAUUUUCAGAAGAAAAAAAAAAUUUAACAGCACAGCAAGCAAAUGCUACAAUGUUUUCAAUAAAUAUUAUUAUUUUGAAAAUGUAGAUGGAAAUAAAGAUGAACAUUCACAUGUAAACUUUGAACAAAUCCCGAACAAAUAACAAAU